AUGUGGCCUUUACUGUUUUUAAACGUGUUGAUUUUAAACGUGAACGCUCUCUCGGACGUCGAGGAGAUGCGGGGCGAGGAGCGCUUGUUUUUAAGCGCGCUGGGUCUGUCUGAGCGGCCCAGGCCCACGGGCCACGGGCGCCGGGUGCCCCCCGUGUUGUGGAGGAUGUUCCGGAGGCGGGCGGACGGACACGCCGGGGACAGCGACUCCUGCCUGGUGUCUGAGUACGGAGUCCGCGGCAACAUCAUCCGAUACGUCCAAGACCAAGGUCAGCUGAUGUCUGGAUGGAGCCACAGCUGCCAGGGUUGUACAGAGAAACAUCAUUUCUUCAACCUGUCCAUCAUACAGCCAGUGGAGCAGCUCUCACUUGCGCAGCUGGAAAUAAAGUUCCAGUGGAACCUGUUCACUUCUCCACGGUUCCUCCUGGGACCCCAGGCCCUCAGUGUGUCUCUCUAUAAAGUGGUCAGGGCCACGCUAAGGGGAGCCAGUCACCAGCAAAACCGCAGGCUCCUGCUAUCCCAGUCUGUGCAGAUCCAUCCAGAGCCCACCUCCCUCACCCUGGACAUCACCUCCCUUGCAGAAAACUGGCGGAAGCCUGGCCGCAACUAUGGACUGGUGAUGGAGCUGCAGCCUCAUAGCUCAAACCCAGAGGAGCUUCUCCCUUUUUACCCUGGCAAUGCAGUUCCAUCGGAGCCACACAUCACAUUCCCAGAGAUCCAGGCCUCGCUGGUGAUUGUUUCGCUGAACCCCGACCAGUGUCGAUCCAGACGGAGGAGAAGUGCCAUCCACCUCCCUGUGUCGCCCAGCAACGUUUGCAAGCUACGACGCCUCUACAUUGACUUCAAAGAUGUUGAGUGGCAGGAUUGGAUCAUAGCUCCACAGGGCUACCAGGCUAACUACUGCCAUGGUGAGUGCCCCUUCCCCCUCAGCGAGAGUCUGAAUGGCACCAACCACGCCAUCCUGCAGACACUGGUGCACUCCCUGGACCCGCACGGCACGCCACAGCCCUGCUGUGUGCCCAUCCGUCUCUCUCCCAUCUCCAUGCUCUACUACGACAACAAUGACAACGUGGUGCUCAGACACUACCAGGACAUGGUGGUGGAUGAGUGUGGCUGUCGCUGA
This is a messenger RNA of Lampris incognitus (smalleye Pacific opah), 1122 nucleotides long. It is a transcript of the gene gdf3, whose product is annotated as growth differentiation factor 3. Gene Ontology annotation, molecular function: growth factor activity; cytokine activity. The transcript has 2 exons. Lineage: Eukaryota; Metazoa; Chordata; Actinopteri; Lampriformes; Lampridae. The record is from RefSeq and is a predicted model, not a curated record. The coding region runs from base 1 to 1122 and encodes 373 amino acids. Gene Ontology annotation, biological process: BMP signaling pathway; SMAD protein signal transduction. Gene Ontology annotation, cellular component: extracellular region.